Canariomyces notabilis is the source of this 1901-nucleotide messenger RNA. RefSeq lists its product as uncharacterized. Gene Ontology annotation, molecular function: protein binding. The transcript is spliced from 5 exons. Bases 92 to 1840 code for a protein of 582 amino acids. NCBI's taxonomy places the organism in Eukaryota, Fungi, Ascomycota, Sordariomycetes, Sordariales, Chaetomiaceae. The record is from RefSeq and is a predicted model, not a curated record.
CCAGCAUCCUGCGUCAAUGCAAGCCGCAAGGCAAAGGCACAGUUUUCAUUGGCUAGAUAUACCAUUUGGCGAAGGGGCUGAGAGCUGAGCUAUGCAUGAUAUCGGAGUCGAGAGGGCGAUGCACAUGUUACCCCUGAAAUGUCGUGGUUUUCCCUGCCGCAUCAUUGCGAUUCACGGCCUGGGGGGCGAUAAGUUUGGAAGCUGGACCAGUCCGUCAGGCAACGGUGCAUUGUGGAUUAGGGACUUCCUCAAGGACAGUUUCCCUCGAGCGCGAAUAUUCACGUACGGAUAUGAUGCCGGGAAGGCGUGGCUCAGCAAUUCGGUUGCGACCAUUGAGGAUGCCGCAAAGGAUCUCCUCGCUCGUCUACAGAUCGAACGUGAUGGUCUUCCCUUGAACCGUCCGAUAGUCUUCAUCUGCCACAGCCUUGGGGGCAUCGUUCUCAAGACGGCGCUCCUGGAGGCAAGCGACCGACGCCGCCACUUUGAGUUCCUCCUCGAUGCCCCGAAGGGAGUAGUGUUCAUGGGGACGCCGCACUUGGGUUCGCCUGUGGCCACAGCACUAAAUCUCCUUGUCAGGGUUCCUGGAAUCGCUAGGAACCUGAGGUUGAAUGUCGCGCUGCUUGCGGACCACUCCCUUGAACUGGACAGACUCUGUGAACGGUUUGUGGAGCAGGCCGCAGACCUCAAGUUCAUCCUGUCGUUCUAUGAGACCCAACACCACCCAAUCUUAAGGCAGCUGAUUGUCAACAAGCGUUCCGCAACGAUGCGUCUCUCUCACGAAGAUCGGAUACCGCUAGCAGCUGAUCAUCACCUGCUUUGCAAGUUCGAGUUAUCGACCGACCCUAGAUUCACGCUGGUUCUGGGGCAGUUGAAGAUGAAGAUCAACCGGAUGCUCUUGGCCGCUGGGUCCGCUAGGCCCAGUAUGGAGUCUGAUGUGCCCAUGGCAUCGCCGAGUCGCUACGAUGGAAGCCGCCCGACACCUUCCGAUAGACCUUCUCCAGCGCUAGGCUCAGGCCCAUCUCCCACACCAUCUGCAUCUUCAAUGUCUAGACCGCCGGUUUCGCCAAAUCCCAGUCUAGCUUUACAGUACCCUGUUACGCCCCCGGCUUCCAAUACCCUUCCUCCGCCACAACCUCGAAACUUCACCUUUCUUGCUGCUCAACCCCAAACCGAGGCCCCAACUCUUUAUCAGAACCCCCAGCUUUCCCGUUCUUCAUCAAGCUUCGGAUCAUAUCUCGCUUCACCCAGCGCCAACAAUGCUGCGAGGUCAUGGGAUGGCCAAGUGCAAAGCACAAGUCAACCGGCACAGAGUCCAGGGCCAGGUCAAGGUCUAUCACACCAAAUGGAACGAGCAGACAAGCAUUUUCGGGAUGGCAACUUCCGGGAGGCUAUCGACUACUAUCGCUGCGCUCGUACGUUGCUAGAACAACCGGGUGUUGCGAGCUGUCAUCCUGGGCAGCUGUUUGUCGUGUAUGACCAGUUAGCGCGAUGCUGCUUGAAUCUCUGCAAUAUGUCGGCAGCCUGUUCAUCAUGGGAAAAAGCGAGAACGUACCUCACGAUAGCGCGGGACUACGCUGGGCAAAGUUUGGACCACGUUGGUAAUCAACGGGUGGAUUUCAAGUUCUGCAGGGCACGGAUGACAUACAUUGCUUUGGACAUCAUGGAAACUGAGAUGAAAAGCCCGAAUUUUCGUUUAAGUAAUGAAUCUGUAGCGAGAUUUGCCAACGAGAUGAGCUUGCUGGAGGAGGAGUUGGCGAGUCUACGGGCGCAAGGAUACGACGUUGAGGACCUCCUUGCUGGACUCAGAGAUCUCAAGAGGGCAAAGUUGUCGUCAUCUUAGUAUUGUUUCUGUGCAUUAGUCGCAGCAGCCAUUUUAGGUGAAGUAGUCAUUCAAGUUACAG